CAGCAGCAUAACUGGGCAGCAAGUAAGUGUUGUUCUAGGUGAGUAUUCCUCCACUGCCCACAGGAUGGCUGCAGGAAAAGACACUCGUCUACUCUUUCCUAAGCUCACCAACAACUACUCUGAUGAGAGCUGCUGCAGACCAGUUACCAAGUACAAGGACAUCCAUUUGCCACGGUUUUCGCUAAAGCAAGGGCUGAUCCCAAGACAUUACAUUAUGCCUUGGAAACAAAAUAUGAAAUUCAGGAAUCUGAAUCUGAAGCAGGCAGAAGCAUCCGGAAUCUACACUGGUCCAUUAGAGGACUCUCUGUUUCUGAACCACAGUGAGAGGCUUUGCCACGGUGAGGACCGACAGAUUGUCUUGAAAAAAGGCCCCCCAGAAAUAAAAAUUGCAGAUCUGCCUCUGCACUCACCUCUCUCCAGAUACCAGAGCACCGUGAUCUCCCACGGCUUCCGGAGGAGACUUGUCUGAUGAAAGAAGAAUAAAUCAAGUCUUUCCUC
Ochotona princeps (American pika) is the source of this 498-nucleotide messenger RNA. RefSeq names its product sperm microtubule inner protein 10 (gene SPMIP10). Bases 65 to 469 code for a protein of 134 amino acids. The record is from RefSeq and is a predicted model, not a curated record. NCBI's taxonomy places the organism in Eukaryota, Metazoa, Chordata, Mammalia, Lagomorpha, Ochotonidae. Gene Ontology annotation, biological process: flagellated sperm motility. The transcript has 3 exons.